Rodentolepis nana is the source of this 675-nucleotide messenger RNA. Lineage: Eukaryota; Metazoa; Platyhelminthes; Cestoda; Cyclophyllidea; Hymenolepididae. The record is from the annotation of a GenBank genome assembly.
AUGACUCUAAUGAGUGACAGUAAAAAUAAUGCGCUUCCACCAAAUCUUUAUCACCAGCGGCAAUCCCUUAUGCUUUGCGCAGUUCAUGCAAUAAAUAAUGUCUUACAACGCCAUGCUGUAACUAAGGCCGAUUUGAAUAGAAUUUGUGAAGAAUUAGCACCUGAUUGUUCGCCUUUUAUGAAUCCUCACCGCAAUAUCCUUGGCCUUGGUAACUACGAUGCAAAUGCUUUAAUCGUUGCGCUACAGGAGACAGGGCAUGACAUAAUAUGGUUUGACAAACGUACGAGUCUUGCUGAUCACCGCUUAGAUUGGAGCAAAAUUGUCGGUUGUAUUCUCAACGCUCGUCGGAAAAGUAUUGCGUCAGUUGGUGGACGACAUUGGGUUGCUUUCCGGGGUAUUGCAACUCCUGAUCCUGAAGUGGUUAACUAUUACGACCUUGAUUCGAAGCUGCGUAAGCCUGUGCUAGUCGCGAAGUCCCAUGAAGAGUUCUCUAAUUAUAUUGAACGGCGAUUAAAAGAACUUUCCGAUUCCCAACUUCUCUUUGUUGUCCCAAAAGAGGUACUUUCUGAGCGAACAUGGCGUUUGCCUGAAUCACAUCAUCUGACGUCAUCAGCAGCUUCAGUUGAAGAAGAAUUGGUAAUCAAACAACAUUCCUCUUCUAAACCACCUAUCUAG